CAAGCCGUGCGCAAUUUUAGCCAUACACAGAGAAGGAAAUAACGGUCGCAUACUGUGUAUAAUACGUUUGCGAACUUUCAUUGUGCUGUCACCCUGAUUCUCGCCCCCCUAAGGCCUCAUCAUGGUCAGGUCUUACAAUAAAUACGAGCAGACGGAUGCCUUUGGAAUCGUCGCUUCCGGAUCCUGUAAUAUCGUUUGGUCACCCGAAGGCCCUACACAAUCUGGAACGAGCCGUUCUGCCGGUUCUGGUCGAGCCUAUUCCGCAGCCAACGAAGAGGUGUUAUGCUGGGAUGUGAAGAAAGGAGAACUCAUAAGCCGGUGGCGAGACUCUUCGUGUACCGAAGAAGUAACAGUCAUUACCCGGAGCGAAGUAGACCCAGAUGUUUUCGCCGUUGGCUAUGCCGAUGGAAGCAUCCGAAUCUGGGACUCCAGGACCGCAACAGUCAUAAUAAGCUUCAACGGACACAAAACUGCAGUCACAACACUUGUCUUCGACAAGUCAGGCGUUCGAUUAGCUAGUGGAUCAAGAGACACUGAUAUUGUGAUCUGGGACUUAGUAUCUGAGGUCGGCCUUUUCAAGCUUCGUGGUCACAAAGGACAAAUUACUGGAUUGCGAUUUCUAGAUACCAUAAAACCCACCGAGGACAAUGAUUCGGAGGAAGUGCAACCGGACUCACAAUCCGAUCAGGCGUUCUUGCUUUCUACGAGCAAGGAUGCCCUGAUAAAGAUCUGGGAUGUGAACACACAGCACUGCAUAGAAACGCAUAUCGCACAAACGAAUGGAGAAUGCUGGUCUUUGGGUGUCUCUGAAGACGGUUCCGGAUGUAUGACGGCUGGAAACGAUGGUGAAUUGAAGAUAUGGUCCAUCGACUUGGAAGGCCUCAGACGAGCAAGCUCCACAAUUGGUGAUGGGGCAGAUUAUCAUAUACUCCAUCAACGUGGAACGCUAUAUCGUCAACAUAAGGACAGGACACUGGGGAUAUAUUUCCAUCCAAAGGGGGACUAUAUCGCCGUUCACGGCUCUGAGAAGGCUGUGGAAAUUUGGAGAAUAAGAUCCGAAGGCGAAGUUCAAAAGAGCUUAGCAAGGAAGCGCAGAAGGAAGCGAGAGAAAGCCAAGCAAGAAAGCAACGGUGAUAUCACGCAAGAUGUUGACGCUGCCGAGGAGAAGACAACGAUCGCCGAUGCAGAGAUUGGAGAAGUCAUAGUACCCUAUGUGACCGUACGAACAGCUGGAAAAGUCAGAUCCACAUCUUGGGUCCAAGCGCGAGGGAAGAAGUUGCGAUUACUCGUCGGAACCACCAACAAUCUUAUCGAUAUGUAUGACGUUCCCCAUGCUGGAAAAUCGAAAAAUGAUGAGGCACCAGAGUAUACCCGAACCUUUUCUGUGGAACUCUCUGGACAUAGGAACGAUGUGCGAGCAUUGGCCCUCAGCUCAGACGACCGAAUGCUGGCCUCUGCCUCUAGUGGUGGCCUCAAGAUCUGGAAUAUUCGAACGCAGAGCUGCCUAAGGACAUUGGAAUGUGGUUAUGCGCUUUGCUGUGCUUUCCUUCCCGGUGAUAAGAUCGUGCUAGUAGGAACAAAGGAAGGCGACCUUGAGCUCUACGACAUCGCUGCUUCGUCACUCCUUGAUAGGAUCGAUGCACACGAGGGCGCUAUCUGGACUCUACAGGUUCAUCCAGAUGGAAAGUCCGUGGCAACAGGAAGCGCGGACAAAUCUGUUAAAUUCUGGAACUUUGAGAUCGCACAGGAAGAAAUUCCUGGAACUAAACGUACCACUCCUCGCCUCAAGCUUGUACAAUCACGCGCUUUAAAAGUUACCGAGGAUGUCUUGAGCAUCCAAUUUUCUCCUGAUGCUCGGUUACUCGCUGUUUCGACGUUGGACAACACUGUCAAAGUGUUCUUUGUUGACUCACUAAAGCUGUUCCUCAAUCUUUAUGGCCACAAACUCCCUGUCCUCAACAUGUCUAUAUCGAGUGACAGCAAGCUCAUCGCGACUUGUAGUGCGGACAAAAAUGUCAGAAUUUGGGGUCUCGAUUUUGGAGAUUGUCACAAAGCGUUAUUUGGCCACGAAGACAGCAUCAUGCAAAUCGCAUUUAUUCCGCACCCGGUCGAACAAGACGAGAAACACAUUUUCUUCAGUGCAAGCAAAGACAAGAUGAUCAAGAGCUGGGAUGGAGACAAGUUCGAACAGAUCCAAAGGUUCAAGGGCCACCAUGGCGAGAUCUGGGCUAUGACUGUAGCACGUACAGGAGACUUUAUAGUUUCUGCGUCACAUGACAAGAGCAUUCGGAUCUGGACAAAGACCGACGAGCCUAUUUUCCUUGAAGAAGAACGCGAACGAGAACUCGAAGAACUCUACGAAAGCAACCUUGCGAAUUCUCUCGAAGACGAGACACAAUUGGAUGGCGAGCCGGCCGAGGCCGGCGCCGCCUCUAAGCAAACAAUAUCCACGCUUACAGCAGGAGAGCGCAUAGCAGAAGCUCUUGAACUUGGCCUCGAAGAUCUUGAGCUUGUGCGUGAGUGGGAGCAAAAGAAAAAGUCAAACCCGAAUAUAGCCCCUCCACAGCGCAAUCCUCUUUUCCUUGCACUGGGCAACAUCAGCGCAGAGCGUCACGUCCUCAAUGUUCUUGCCAAGAUUCCAGCUGCUCAGCUUCAUGACGCUCUCCUCGUCCUUCCAUUCUCUGCUCUUCCUUCGUUGUUUACUUUCAUAAGUAUAUGGGUACAACGACAGUGGAAUGUGACUUUGACAUGCCGUGUUCUCUUCUUUAUGCUUAAAACACACCAGAAGCAAAUUGUAGCAAGCAGGGAGCUCAAAGGGAUAUUAGAAGGCAUGAGAGCUGACUUGCGAGCAAUGCUGAGCAGUAUGAAGGAUCUCAUCGGCUUCAAUGUUGCAGCUGUCAGAUUUGUUGGUGAGAGGGUUGAUGAAGCAGGCAUCGUCCGUAUAGAAGAUGUGGAAAGAGUGGAAGCGGAACGCGAGAAGAGUGGAGUGAAAAGGGCCUUUGUAGACGUUGCAUAAUAGGAGGUCAAUCAUUUUGAUUAUACGGUGUCAGGGUUCAAAUGAUCAGUUCUUUUUUAAGCAAUAUCCUUCAUAUACCUUCGUCCGUAUCGAUAUGUCCUUAUCACAAAAAAGUUCUUCUCCC
Messenger RNA from Aaosphaeria arxii CBS 175.79, 3140 nucleotides. Its product is annotated as F-box/WD repeat-containing protein pof1. The record is from RefSeq and is a predicted model, not a curated record. Lineage: Eukaryota; Fungi; Ascomycota; Dothideomycetes; Pleosporales. Gene Ontology annotation, cellular component: Pwp2p-containing subcomplex of 90S preribosome; small-subunit processome. Gene Ontology annotation, biological process: maturation of SSU-rRNA. Gene Ontology annotation, molecular function: protein binding; snoRNA binding. The transcript has 2 exons. Bases 122 to 3016 code for a protein of 964 amino acids.